AAUCUCGCAGUACUGCGCCUACAGCCGCAGGCGCAGCUCGUGUGGGACACUCUCACUUUAUCGCGACGUCACAGCACAAUUCACUCGUAACAAUACUUUCAAAGAGCUUUGUAAAUAUUAUAAGACAUCGUAUUUUUAACACAAGUGUGAAAAUGAGUUCGGAAAAUUUUCCUUUUGAAAUUGAAGACUUGGAGGCGGGAUUGGCCAAACAAUUAAUGGAAUGUUUUACUGGUGAGAUGACCGGUUUCGUUCGCGUGGGGCCAAAGAAAUACUUCUUCCCUCAGAAGUACAAGGAGGAAGCUGCGAAAAUUUACAACAUGCCGAUAAAACCUGACGAUGUCUUCGUCACCAGCUACCCACGAUCAGGAACUACGUGGUCCCAAGAGUUGGUAUGGAUGGUCGCAAACGAUCUAGACUACGAGAAGUCUAAUGCCAUACCGCUCACUGAACGAUACCCGUUUUUAGAAUUCUCGAUUUGUGUCCAUCCAGAAAAUAAAAAGAAGUUUGUAGAAGAGAACAGCCACAGUAAGGAGAAUCUAGAACUCCUGGAGGCGGUCACUCAGCCAGGCACUGACCAGCUGGCUGUGGCUCCAUCCCCGAGGUUCAUCAAGUCUCACAUGCCUCUAUCUCUCUUGCCCCCCACGCUGCUUGACACAGCGAAGAUGGUGUACGUAGCGCGUGACCCCAGGGACGUUGCCGUGUCGUUCUACCACCUGAACAAAGUUAUGAGGACGCAAGGAUACACAGGCGACUUCAAAACGUAUUGGAACUACUUCAUACAAGAUUUGCAUCACUGGGCACCGUACUUUGAACACCUAAAAGAAGCUUGGGAGAAGAGAGACCACCCUAACAUGCUGUUCUUGUUCUACGAGGAACUUUCGAAGGAUCUGCCUACAUAUGUGCGUCGUGUAGCAAAGUUCUUCGGCAAGGAAUACUCAGACGAAGAGAUCGACCGCUUGUGUAACCACCUCAGCAUCGAAAGUUUCAAGAACAACAAGUCAGUCAACUAUGACGUCAUGAAGAUCCUCGGUAUAAUGAUACCUAGCGACCAAGCUUUUAUCAGAAAAGGUAAAGCUGGAGGCUGGCGCGACUACUUCGACGACGAGAUGACACAACAAGCUGAGAAAUGGAUCGCGGAUAACUUGAAGGAUACUGAUCUACGCUUCCCUCAUUUGAAUCAUUAGUUACGUAUUGUACAAUAUAGCAUAGAAAGAAAAGAACAUAAAGGGUGAUAAACAUUUAUUUAAGUAACAUACUAUGUUCCAGUUUUCUUUGUAACACCAUAUUUUAAGUAUACAUUGACUUUGAAAUUUCAAAGAAAGCACUAGCAAUAAGUAAACAAUGUUAAUUCCAAUCGUGUCUCAAUAUCAUUCACUGUGUCCGGUGUAAUAAAAUUUAUUUACUCAUAAAUAAAACAAUGUCUCAGUC
Molecule: messenger RNA, 1428 nt
Organism: Spodoptera frugiperda (fall armyworm)
Lineage: Eukaryota; Metazoa; Arthropoda; Insecta; Lepidoptera; Noctuidae
Product: sulfotransferase 1C4
Exons: 7
Coding region: 153-1184 (343 amino acids)
Biological process (GO): sulfation
Cellular component (GO): cytoplasm
Molecular function (GO): sulfotransferase activity
Source: RefSeq, a predicted model, not a curated record